AUGAAACCGGGAAACCACACCAGUGUCUCUGAAUUCCUCCUCCUGGGCCUCUCUGAGCAGCAGGAACAGCAGCCUCUCCUCUUUGGCAUCUUCCUGGCAAUGUUCUUGGUCACCGUGGUGGGGAAUAUUCUGAUCAUCUUGGCCAUUGGCUCUGAUCCACACCUCUACACCCCCAUGUACUUCUUCCUGGCCAACUUCUCCCUCACUGACCUGUGCUUAUCAUCUACCACGGUCCCCAGGAUGCUGGUGAACAUCCAGGCUCACAGGUGUGCCAUCCCCUAUGCUGAAUGCCUGUCCCAGAUCUAUUUCUUUCUGUGGUUCAUUGGUGUCGAUGUUUUCCUCCUGGCGGUGAUGGCAUAUGACCGGUUUGUGGCCAUCUGCCAUCCCCUUCACUACACCUUGGUUAUGAGUCCCAGAUGCUGCGUCCUGCUGGUGGUCAUGUCCCUAGUCCUUGCACAUUCAUACUCUCUAACCCACACCAUUCUCCUGGCUCAGUUAUCCUUCUGUACUGACAACAUCAUCCCCCACUUCUUUUGUGAACUUCUCCCCCUGUUGAAGCUCUCUUGUUCCAGUACUUUUGCCAACCAGUGUGUGCUGAUGUACUGGGGAGGGGCAUUAACCAUCUUGAUCCCCUUGCUAAUCAUCAUUUCAUAUGUCCGCAUUGUGGCUGCCAUCGUGCAAGUCCCAUCAGCAAGUGGGAAGUGGAAGGCUUUCUCCACCUGCGGCUCCCACCUCUCAGCGGUCUGCUUGUUCUAUGUGUCUUCCAUUGGGGUGUACUUCAUCCCCUCUACUGCUGAUUCAGCCAGCAGAGACAGGGUUGCAUCUGUGAUGUACGCUGUGGUGACUCCCAUGCUGAACCCCUUCAUCUACAGCCUGAGAAACAGAGACAUGAAGAGGGCUUUGGGGAGACUCCUGAGCAGGAGGGCACUGCAAUCUCCAUGA
Molecule: messenger RNA, 942 nt
Organism: Cynocephalus volans (Philippine flying lemur)
Lineage: Eukaryota; Metazoa; Chordata; Mammalia; Dermoptera; Cynocephalidae
Product: olfactory receptor 1G1-like
Exons: 1
Coding region: 1-942 (313 amino acids)
Biological process (GO): G protein-coupled receptor signaling pathway
Cellular component (GO): plasma membrane
Molecular function (GO): G protein-coupled receptor activity; olfactory receptor activity
Source: RefSeq, a predicted model, not a curated record